Messenger RNA from Closterium sp. Naga37s-1, 598 nucleotides. Lineage: Eukaryota; Viridiplantae; Streptophyta; Zygnematophyceae; Desmidiales; Closteriaceae. The record is from the annotation of a GenBank genome assembly.
AUGGCUUCAGCUCUCGUCAUCGGCGCCGCCUCUUCUCUGCUUCCCUACUCCAUCAGCGGCAGAGGCGUCGCUUCUCCCGCCUCCGCGCCUCUACGCUCCGCAUUCCUUCCUCGUCCGCCUCUCUUUUCCCAACGCGCGCCUCCGCUUCUCCCCCGCCGGGCGCACAUCGGAGAGCAGGGGAGAGUGGGGCUGGGGGCGGCGGGGAAGAGGGGGAAUGGCGUGCGGGCAGAGGCGCAACCAGAGAAGCCAGAGGGGAGGCCGCCCUUCGGCUACACGCGGCUGGACGUGAUUCUCAUCGGCGUCGGCAUCACCGUCGCUGGUGUCGCCCUCAAGUACGGCCUCGAGUUGGCGGGGUUUGACUCGUUCCAGUCGGGCAGUGUGGUGCAGCUGGUGCUGGUGUUGGGGCUGUGCUUGGUGUGGACGGCCAGCUAUGUGUGGCGAGUGGGCAAUAAGGAGAUGACGUAUGUGAAGCAGCUCAAGGACUACGAGGACGCUGUUAUGAAGAAGCGGCUGGAGGCGAUGCCGGAGGCGGAGCUGGAGGCCAUGCUGGCGCAGGUGGAGGAGGAGAAGGAGCGCCUGCGCCACGCCAGGGGCAAGG